AUUUCAAAAAGAUUUAGCCUCUGGAUAUUGAAUGUUAAUAUAUUUGAUUGGGCGCGCACUUUUUGUUGACUUCAGUUUUGCGAAAAAUUUGUCGCAGGUUUGGUGAUGUGUGAAAUACAAGCUCUCAAAGAUGUGGCUACCCUCCUUCGAAUAAACUCGGUAAAAGCAACUGAAGCUGCAGGAUCUGGGCAUCCUACCUCAUGUGCCUCUUUAGCCGAGAUAAUGUCUGUACUUUUCCUGAAGGAAAUGCACUACAAGCCAGAUUCACCUAAAGAUCCUUCAAAUGAUAGAUUCGUAUUAUCAAAAGGUCAUGCCGCACCAAUACUCUAUGCAGCAUGGGCUCAGGUCGGAUUGUUCCCUGAGUCAGAAUUACUUAAUUUACGCAAAAUAGAUUCAGAUUUGGAAGGCCAUCCUACUCCGCGCUUGCCCUUUGUUGAUGUUUCUACUGGUUCUCUUGGCCAAGGUGUCAGCAAUGCUGCUGGGAUGGCGUACGUCGGGAAAUAUAUUGACAAAGCCAGCUAUAGAGUGUACUGUGUGGUCGGUGAUGGAGAGUCCGCCGAAGGGAGUGUUUGGGAAGCAUUGGCAUUUUCGUCGUUUUACAAAUUAGAUAACCUUGUUGUGAUACUUGACGUUAAUCGCCUUGGACAAAGUCAACCAACGCAACUACAGCACCAGUUAGAAACUUAUCGAUUGCGUUUUGAAGCAUUCGGAUGUCAUUCUAUAGUGGUGGAUGGUCAUAACAUUGGAGAGUUACUUAAAGCAUUUUCAUCUGCUCGUACGAUCAAAAAUAAACCUGUUGCUCUAAUUUGUAAAACAUUCAAAGGCCAAGAUUUCCCUGGUAUAGCUGAUCAAGAAAACUGGCAUGGUAAACCUCUUGGAAGUAAGGCGAAGGAAGUUCUGGAUUACCUCAAAUCCCAAUUAAGUGAUAGUUCAGUUCAGAGUUUUCCCCUACCAUUAAAACCACGAAAUGAUUGCAGCGAACUAAAAUUAAUGGGUACUAUCAAGCUGCCGUCCGCCCCACAAUAUAAGAUCGGAGAUAUGGUUGCUACCCGACUCGCUUAUGGCACAGCUCUCUCUCGUAUUGCCCAAACUUGUGACCGAGUUAUUGGUCUCGAUGGUGAUACUAAGAAUUCAACUUUUAGUAUUAAACUUAGAGAUACUAAACCAGAUCAGUUUGUCGAGUGUUUCAUCGCAGAGCAAAACUUAGUUGGUGUAGCUAUUGGUUGUGCUGCACGUGGACGAACAAUUCCAUUUGUUAGUACUUUUGCCGCCUUUCUCACUCGGGCUUUCGACCAAAUACGCAUGGGUGCAAUUUCUCAAACUAACUGUAAUUUUGCAGGAUCACAUGUUGGAGUUAGCAUUGGCGAAGAUGGGCCAAGUCAAAUGGCUUUAGAAGAUCUGGCUAUGUUUCGUUCUGUUAUUGGCUCAACAGUAUUUUAUCCGUCGGAUGCUGUGUCAACAGAACGCGCUGUUGAACUGGCAGCCAACACUGUAGGGAUCUGUUAUAUACGAACUGGACGCCCUAAUCAACCUGUAAUUUAUUCUCCCGAAGAAUGCUUUUGCAUUGGUAAAGGAAAAGUUGUCCGCACAGCAGGCUCUACCAGUGACCAUUUAACUGUAGUUGGUGGUGGCAUUACAAUAACUGAAGCAUUGAAAGCGGCCGAUAUUCUUGCGGCUGAAAAUAUUAAUAUUCGUGUCAUUGAUCCAUUCACUAUUAAACCAAUAGAUGAAGCAUUACUUGCGAAAUCUGUAAACGAAACAUGCAACAAAAUACUGACUGUAGAGGAUCAUGCACCUGAAGGUGGUAUAGGAGAUGCAGUUAGCGCAGCUCUCUCAAAAUGUGGUAUAGAACAUACUGUUAAGAGAUUAGCUAUCAGAGAAGUGCCACGUUCCGGGAAACCAGAAGAACUACUAGCCAAAUAUGGUGUAGAUGCAAAUGCGAUUGUUUGUGCUGUGAAAGCAUUACUUGGCAAAUGAUAAAUUCUGCAUUGAUUAUCUACCAUUCCAAUCGUUAUUGUGAUUCAAAUUAAUUUUUAAGUGCAAAUGAUUGAAUAAUCGAAUUCUCACUUCAUAACAAUGAAUAUUGUUAGUUCGGUUUCAGCUCAGAUUUGUGUUAUCAAAUGAACUUUAUAACUUAACUGUUUUUUUCCUAGGAUGUAGUUCAUUUCUAGUCUUUAAAACUAUUUUAUAAUAAUAAUAAAAGAAUUCUCUUUGAACUUGUCAUUCUUUUUAUUUUUACUUGAUAUAUGCACAUUAAACUAAUUAAGAAUUUUGGUUAGUCCUUUUUUAUGGUUAGAAUGUAUUAAGAGGAACCAAUUUAUCUGAAAAGUCCAAUAUAUAAUCUAUUGUUGAUAUUGUUUAAAUAACAAUCAAUAAAAUUUCUGUAGAAACAAA
This is a messenger RNA of Schistosoma turkestanicum, 2394 nucleotides long. The record is from the annotation of a GenBank genome assembly. NCBI's taxonomy places the organism in Eukaryota, Metazoa, Platyhelminthes, Trematoda, Strigeidida, Schistosomatidae.